ACCCUACUCGUGUUGCAGCGGCAAAUAUCACCACGGACCAUGGACAUGGCUGUUCAAAGCGGGGCAAUUGGUGAUCCUGGGGGCGUCCCAGAAAAGAAUUAAAAACCCACUCACCUCCAGUCCAGCCCUCGUCCUCAAGAUCUCGCAUCUUAUCUGCUCCUGACAGCUUUGCCAACAUUACCGUUUCUGUCGUCGAUAUGCUUGGAGCUGCAGUCUUUUCUCUGUUGUCGCUGGCUCUGCCAGCAACUGCUGAGACUGUCGUGGGCGUCUAUAUGUUCUCGCGCCAUGGAGACCGGACUUCCAAGUCCACUCCCCCAACCAGCCUGACCAACUUGGGCUAUCAGCAAGUCUACCACUCCGGCUCAUACUGGCGGAGCCGAUAUGUCGACGGCAAUGCGACUUCAAAGGUUCUCGGUCUGAAAUCCGACAUCGUCAAGCAAUCUCAGAUCGCCGUUACUGCGCCAGUCGACAAUGUUCUGCAAAACUCGGCCAUUGGCUUCUUGCAAGGCCUGUACCCUCCAGUCGGCUCCGAUAGUGUGCAGACAUUGAACAACGACAGCACUGUUGCAGCGCCUCUCGAUGGCUACCAAUUGAUUCCCGUCAACAUCGUGUCAGGGGGCACUGGCUCUGGAAGCGAGGACAACACCUGGCUCCAGGAUGCCUCUGGCUGCGCAAACGCAAAGUCGAGUUCAAACAACUACUUCUCGUCUGCCGAGUACCAGGAGAAGCUGUCCAGCACUAGCGACUUCUACACCAACCUGUACCCUGUUGUAAAUCGUACCUUUGCCGAGGACUACAUGAGCUUCAAGAACGCCUACGCAAUCUACGACCUUAUCAACGUCGCCACGAUUGACAACGCUUCCUCCUCCAUCCAGUCGUCAAACCUGCUGUCCGACGACACCCUCUACCAACUCCGCACUCUCGCCAACGCCCACGAAUACGGCCUCGCCUACAAUGCUUCCGACAACAAACGCGCCAUCUCCGGCAUGCAACUCGCCGGCGAAAUCCUCACCUACCUCAACCGCACCAUCUCAUCCAAAGGUGCCAACAAGCUCGGUAUCCAAUUUGGCGCCUACGCCACCUUCCUCUCCUUCUUCGGACUUUCAGGCCUGGCAGACACAUACAUGGACCUAACUGGCGUCCCAGACUAUGCUUCGAGCAUGGCCUUUGAGCUGUACACCGAUGCCGACACCGACUCCUUCCCAUCCGGCGAUGACCUGCGCGUGCGCUUCCUCUUCGCAAACGGCAGCGCCAGCGCGUCAAAUGCACCCCAAGUCUUUCCGCUUUUCGGCGGGACCGACAACUCCACCUCCUGGGCUGAUUUCGAGGCGAAGCUGGGUGCGUUUGCCGUUAGGAACGCGGAGCAGUGGUGCACGACCUGUGGCAAUACCACAGGGACGUGUGCCGCCUAUUCAGACUCAAGUACACAGGACGUAGAUGGCCAGAAGAGUGGCAGCAACGGCGGCAUAUCGAAUGUCGUCGCGGGCGUCAUUGGCGCGAUGGUCACGCUAGCCGUGAUUUUAGGUCUCGAGGCGCUUGUGCUGGCGCUUGGUGGAUUCCGCGUCGUCAGCAAGAAAAGUCUUGGUGUAUCGCCAGCGGGCUCGUCUGUGGCUGUCAAGGCGUGAGACAUAGAUGGAUGGUACAGACUAAUGUUAGUUUACAAACGGUAGUCCGCAACCUGAAUCAAAAUACAAUGAGAUGUGCGCAUCUCACCACCAC
Pseudovirgaria hyperparasitica is the source of this 1719-nucleotide messenger RNA. Its product is annotated as phosphoglycerate mutase-like protein. The transcript has 2 exons. Gene Ontology annotation, molecular function: phosphatase activity. The record is from RefSeq and is a predicted model, not a curated record. Gene Ontology annotation, biological process: dephosphorylation. Lineage: Eukaryota; Fungi; Ascomycota; Dothideomycetes; Acrospermales; Acrospermaceae. The coding region runs from base 198 to 1625 and encodes 475 amino acids.